UUUUAAUUUAAGACGUUUUUGUGCAUGCUAUCUUUUUUUUUUGUUCUACUAUAAUUUUUAGCAAAUCUUAUGAUAUCAUUGAUAUAGCGAAAAUGAAAACUAUACGCAAAGUUUUAAGAGUUUUAUUUUUGUUUCCUCCUUCACCGUUCAUUCACUGAUAUGUGUGAUAUCUCUUUGUCCCCCAUCUAUUAAUCUCCUCCUCCGCAUCGUCGCCGUGCACUUCCCCACCUCUUCCGGCGGAUAUGAUGAGCAUUGUAUCAAGUCAUCAUCACUGUCAACAAUCUGUUAUACACGAACGUAGCGGUAUAGGAACAAUAUCUAAGGUUUCUUGUUCGAGAUAUUGCGGUCCGUGUUUCUCUGGACGACUGGCUUUCUCUCAUAGCCUCUGCUUGAAGACUACUUAUGGGAAAACUGAUAGGAGAAAGUUUUCAAGAAUUUGCAGUAUUGUGGAUGAUGAGGGGAAUCUAGAUAAUUCGGAUGACGAGGAAAAGGAAUCACUCGAUGAUAAAACUAAAAGGCAAGCGAAUGAUAUGAAUCGGGCUAAUCUUGAAAGAAUGGUUGGGUCAGAUGAUUCUGCAUUUAACGGCUUAGAUCUUGCAACCCUCAUCAGACAGAAGUAUGGAAAAUCUUAUGAUGUUCAACUCAUCAAGAAGGAGUUCAUGGGGAAGAAUCUUCUUGCAAUGAAUGUCAUGUGGAAGUACAGAGAACAGGUAAGAGAAUCCUUUGCUGUAUACUUGAUCACAGAAGCCUAAUGAUAUGAUAGUUCAAUUGAUUUUAGUGUACUUGUUUGGACUUUAGAUAAUUAUGAUCUUCGUUUUCCAUAUCAUUCAGAUUUGGUAUGAGAAUCUUUGCCACAUAGAAAGAUGAAGUGUAUAUCCAUAUUUUGUUGGUAUAGUUCUUGCUUUUGCAAGUCAAUCCUUGUAAGCUAAUUCACCUUUAUAUAUUUCUUGCUUCUUCUUCAACGCCUAGAGGUCUUUUCCUCUAACCGAAGAAGAAUAUAUACUUAGACUUGACGAUGUAGCCAACAUGUUGAAAUGCUGGGGAGCAGUCUCACAUAUCCGUAGCAGCCUAGCAAAGUCGAAGGAGCGACCUCGGAUAGGGAAGGCUGUCAGCAUUUUCAUAGACAUGGAUUCGACAGGGGGAAGAGCAAAUGAAUGGAUUUACAAGUAAAAAUCGACCGGUUUGCAGCUGCUAAACCAAGAAAUCAAAAGGUUUUGUCUCUACGUUUAUCGUCAUCAAUUCAUUUUGAAGGCUCUUCAGUGAUGGUUGCCUGCAGAAACCGAGGUUUUUGCUAUAUUUGAUGUCCAAAUCAGGUAGUAUAUAUGUACAUGUGUGUAUUAAGUAGACACAAAUCUUUACUUGAACUCUCUGUGUAAAAUAUCUCCAUGUGUUGAAAUUCAAUCAUCUUUGUGAAUCUUCCUCUCUUUGUGAUCUGUAAAAGUAUUAGUUUUGGCAUUCAUGUCAGUUUGGGGACCUUUGAGUUGGCUUUGCCCCCAAAACAAAAGUAGCUUUGGGACCAUUCCUUGAUUAAUUUCAUGGGUUUGUUUACUUA
Messenger RNA from Arabidopsis thaliana (thale cress), 1552 nucleotides. RefSeq lists its product as uncharacterized. The transcript has 5 exons. NCBI's taxonomy places the organism in Eukaryota, Viridiplantae, Streptophyta, Magnoliopsida, Brassicales, Brassicaceae. The coding region runs from base 243 to 752 and encodes 169 amino acids. The record is from RefSeq and is marked reviewed.